UUGAGAGCUAGGGAUUCAGCUAGGAGCACCAUCAUCAGUGCAAAGGGAUAACAAGGAAUAAAUAGACGAGGAAUCGACACGAACAUGAAGAAGACCCGUCUUUUAACGCUGCAUUUACUUCUCACUGUAGUUCUUUUAGCUCAGUUGACGUCAGGAGAGGUGAGAGAGAAAGCCCACCAAAAGAGCUGCAGUAGCGGCAGUCGGGGAGAAUCUUGUGGUACAGAAGAAAGGAAAACCAGAUACGAGAAGGAGAGCCAAAAGAAAUAUAUGGAUGAUGAUAUGAUGAUGAUGAGGAUGAUGAUGAAUCAAGUGAUGAAGAGGACGAUUACAACGGCGACGAUGACACCGAAAUUGAUGAGCUGUCGGUAGCAGACGGAGAUGGCGUCGACACUCGAGGUUCUACGAAGAAAACGGAGGCGCAAGAAAAGCGGACUAAGGAUAGUACUAGAGCCGAUGGAAAGAGUUCGGAGGGAAAGAAGAACAGGGAAGCGAAAGGAAAGCAUCAGAAAGCUCCCAAGGAUGCCACAAAUACAGGCCAUGACAAAUCAGCCUCCAAGGAAAACAAGAAUAGGAAUGACAAAAGCCGGCAUAUGAAAGGCGACAAAGCAAAGACGACGGGUGACAGUGAGACAAAAAAGGGCGAAAGGAAAGAAGGGAUUGGCAAGAAGGGAUAUGAUCCAAAGAAUCCCUCUAUGAAAUCAGGGGAGACAUCAAGAACGGAGCGAGAUGUAGGCAACAAAGGUAAGAGCGGGGAACGGGCUGACAUAGGAAAACCGAAGAAAAAAGGAGGAAAAUAUACAGGAAAUGAUGAAGGUUCUCCUGAAACAGUAGCUGAAGCUGAUGAGAACGUAGAUGGCUCAACUGAUGAUGCCAGCUUAAGAGAAGACCGUGCUGGAAAACGGAAGUAUGCCUGUAAUCUACGAAAGGAAUCAAAACUAUCCGGAUCCAGUGAAACUGACGUAGAAGGAAACCCCGUAGAAUGUACAGGGGAAGCCGAUGAAGUUGUCAAUGCAGAUGAAAGUAGAAAUAGUAUUCCUGAGGCAUCCGAUGCUACAGAGACAACUGACAAAAGAGACCAAGAUACAAAUAAUGACAUUCACGGAGCGGGCUCUGACAGUGAUGACUAUGCCGGCAGUGAAAUGAGUUCCUCAGAGUCUACCACAGCAACCCCCGGAAGCUAUGAGCCACCCCCUUUCCCGCAAGUGACACCAGAAUUUGAUUCUUCAACUGGGAAAAGUGACGUGAAUGAAGACGCAACUGACACAGAGAGCUUGGAAAGCCACUUAUCAGCUGGUAGAAAAGUGGAGGUUGAUAUCACCGAUGAACAAAACGAAGAAGUCAUUCAUGAUAGUAACAUGGAUAACCUGGAAGACUCUAAGAAUCUGCUCAAUAUAAUGAAAACUCAGCGGAGGCCGAGGGAAAUAUACAAGAAGCCGAUGAUUCGGAAAAUGAAGAAACGGAACCAGAGCUUUUAGUUCAGGAAAAUCCAGAUACACUGGAUACAGAAGAUGCUUUUGGAUUAGACCAUGGGAAAAAGUAAGUAAUAUUCGUGAGUGAUAUAUAUAUAUA
This is a messenger RNA of Macrobrachium nipponense, 1569 nucleotides long. RefSeq lists its product as uncharacterized. The transcript has 3 exons. Lineage: Eukaryota; Metazoa; Arthropoda; Malacostraca; Decapoda; Palaemonidae. Bases 591 to 1475 code for a protein of 294 amino acids. The record is from RefSeq and is a predicted model, not a curated record.